This is a messenger RNA of Sceloporus undulatus (fence lizard), 4898 nucleotides long. Its product is annotated as collagen alpha-1(XXVIII) chain-like. The coding region runs from base 178 to 3786 and encodes 1202 amino acids. Gene Ontology annotation, molecular function: serine-type endopeptidase inhibitor activity. The record is from RefSeq and is a predicted model, not a curated record. NCBI's taxonomy places the organism in Eukaryota, Metazoa, Chordata, Lepidosauria, Squamata, Phrynosomatidae. The transcript is spliced from 38 exons.
CUGCAUAACUGAGAAUUAUUAAAUUGAAACUGAGGAACAGCAUAGCUAAAGCAAAACAGCUAGAGUGAAGAACUAUUAGCUGGUAAUAAUCAUCAAGGCAGCCACAUCAGGCAGAGAUCUCUUCUCCCACUCACCCUUCAUUGCAUCCCCUGCAUUUUCCAAGACAGAGAGCAAAUCAUGUUCUCCAGAUUAUGGUGGCUUUUAUUUCUGCUGGACCACCAUCCAUCUGUGGCACAAAACACCAAUGAAGAAAAGAGAAAUGGAGUAAGAAAACAGAAGCCAAAAGCUUUCCUGUCAAAUGCAGUGGAAAAAUAUCCCAGUUCAAGUGAUCAAGAUGAAGACUGCAUUCUGGAAAUGGCUUUCCUCUUGGACAGCUCAGAGAGUGCCAAGAACUUCAACCAUGAACAGCAGAAAAAGUUUGUUUUGGAAACAGUGGACAGAAUGAAUGGACUGCAACUCACCUCUGGCCGCCACCUGAGCUGGAGGAUAGCUUUGCUUCAGUACAGCAGCACUGUCCUCAUAGAGCAAACAUUCAAAGAUUGGAAGGGCCCAGAUUCUUUUAAGUCCCGUAUUGCUCCCAUAACAUACAUCGGCCAUGGUACUUAUACCACCUAUGCCAUCACCAACCUCACACAGCUCUACAUGACUGAAGGAACUCAUGGUAGCGUAAAAGUAGCUAUCCUGUUGACUGACGGAGUGGAUCAUCCAAGAAACCCUGAUAUUUUUUCAGCUACGGCUGAUGCUAAGCAUCAAGGUAUCGUGUUCUUCACAGUGGGAAUGACCAGAGUAGCUGAGGAGGUGGCCAAUGCUGCCAAGCUCCGGCUCCUGGCCAGUGUUCCAGCAUCCAGGUUUGUCUUCAAUCUGCAGGAGAAAGGAGUUGUGGAGAAAAUUCUCAAAGAAAUGAAAGAUCUGGUAGAAGAAGGGUGUCCCCAGCCUCCUAUAUGUAACUGUGAAAAGGGCGAAAGGGGUGUUCCUGGCCCUGCUGGUAAAAAGGGCCGUCCUGGUGAUGAUGGAGCUCCUGGGCCAAAAGGAGUAAAGGGAGAGCCAGGCCUAAAUGGAAUUCCAGGAAGAGAUGGAACUGAGGGAAAGUCUGGCUACAAAGGGGAAAAGGGUGAAAGAGGUGAAUGUGGAACACCAGGAAUAAAAGGUGACAGGGGUCCAGAAGGUCCAGGUGGUCCAAGAGGUCUCCGAGGUCUUCAGGGUCCCCAGGGCCUUCCCGGAGAUCAAGGACCUGAGGGGGUGCAGGGAUCAAAGGGUGAAAGAGGCCUACCUGGCCCUCCUGGGUUGACUGGAGAAACUGGAAUAGGAUUGCCUGGCCCAAAGGGUGACAUUGGUUUGACAGGAAGACCAGGCCCUGUUGGCCCACCAGGAGUUGGAGAACCAGGUUUACUGGGACCUCCAGGACCACAAGGUGUUCAAGGAGAAAGGGGUUCUCCAGGUGAAGGGCUUCCAGGACCAAAGGGAGAUCGUGGCUUUGAUGGUCCAAAGGGACCCCGGGGCCAACCAGGCAUUGGCAUCAAGGGUGAAAAGGGAGAAAUUGGCCCACCUGGUUUGCCUGGACCUAUUGGAUUACCUGGUGUUGGAAUUCAAGGAGAAAAGGGAGUAGAAGGCCCCAAAGGACCACCAGGACCAAGAGGACCAACUGGACAAGGGGUACCUGGACCAAAAGGUGAUCAAGGUUUGCCAGGAGAAACUGGAGCCCCUGGAGAAAGAGGUCUUGGAGAACCUGGUGCAAAGGGUGAGCCAGGUUCUUCAGGACUGGCAGGAUUGCCUGGCCUUCCAGGAGAAGAUGGAGCACCUGGACAAAAGGGAGAACCGGGUUUGCCUGGACUCCGUGGCCCAGAAGGUGCUCCUGGAAUUGGAAUACAGGGUGAAAAGGGUGAUCAAGGUCAAAGAGGUAUACGUGGAUUAUCAGGACCAACUGGAAUCCCUGGACCAGCAGGGGCUAAGGGUGAACCUGGUGCGCCAGGGCGUCUCGGAAUGCCAGGUCUUCCAGGACGAGCCAUUAUGGGACCGAAGGGUGAUAUUGGAUUGCCUGGACCUCCUGGCCCCAUUGGAGAACAGGGCAUAGGGAUUCCGGGGGCUAAGGGUGACCGUGGACAUCCAGGACCACCUGGACCAUUCGGACCUAAAGGAGAUGGAUAUCUGGGCCCACCUGGUCUUCCAGGUCUUCCAGGAGCUCCUGGAGAGCAAGGUCCUGAAGGGAUUGGUUUACCUGGACCAAAGGGUGAUCCAGGUGUGAGAGGGCCAGUUGGUCUCCCAGGGCCAUCAGGGGAAGGUCUUCCAGGACCAAAAGGCAAUGCUGGUCGGCAAGGGCCACCUGGAGCUUUGGGGGCCCCAGGGGAAGGUAUCCAAGGACCAAAGGGUGAGCAGGGAAUUCAAGGAAUGCCAGGACCUCGAGGGCCUCCAGGAGAAGGGCUUCUUGGACCAAAGGGUGACCGUGGAGCUGCAGGUGAAAGAGGAAGAAAAGGCGAGAAAGGCAACAUGGGUGAUCCUGGUUCAGCUGGAGAUCCUGGCAAAACUGGACCAAAGGGAGAACAAGGCCUUACAAGAGAAGAUAUCAUUAAAUUAAUUAAGGAGAUCUGUGGAUGUGGUAUUAAAUGCAAGGAGAUACCUAUGGAGCUUGUGUUUGUGAUUGACAGCUCUGAAAGUGUUGGCCCAGAAAAUUUUGAAAUAAUCAAAGACUUUGUUACUGCUUUAGUAGACCGAGUAACUGUAGGGAGAAAUGCUACCAGAAUUGGGCUUGUUCUUUACAGUCUGGAGGUUCGUCUUGAAUUUGGACUUAACAGGUAUACGACCCAGCAGGAUGUGAAGCAAGCUAUCAGGAAAAUGUUAUAUAUGGGAGAAGGUACUUACACGGGAACUGCCAUCCGCAAAGCAACCCAGGAAGGAUUUUUUGGGGCUCGAACUGGCGUGAGGAAGGUUGCCAUAGUCCUCACAGAUGGCCAAGCAGAUAAGAGAGAAGCAGUUAAGCUGGAUAUUGCUGUCCGAGAAGCUCACGCAGCCAACAUUGAAAUGUAUGCCAUUGGAAUCGUAAACACUUCAGACCCAACACAAGUUGAAUUCUUGCGUGAGCUGAAUCUAAUUGCAUCCGACCCUGACAGAGAACACAUGUACCUCAUAGAUGAUUUUAAUACUCUUCCAGCGUUGGAAUCCAAACUUGUUAACCAGUUUUGUGAAGAUGAACAUGGUGCCUUAAUAUAUAACCGAAUGGGAAAUGGAGGAAGUAUAAAUGGGCCAUCAAUUCACUCAAUAUCUUCUCGUUCUUCACAAUACUUAUUGCAUGCUAACAGUCACAAUGGAUAUGAGAUAUCUGUGAAAGAGAAUUCUGUAAAUCCUGGUCAACCUUCUCAACCAUUAAUUCCGGACAAAGAAUCACCCAGGAUAUUUCAUGAGAACUAUGAUGUGGGACCUGUUGGAGAUGAUCUCCCAUUCUUGUCUCCAAUUAAUAACAAAGUUACAUCAGCAGUGCCAUCAACUUCAACACCUUCAUCACCACCACCACCUCUGCCAUCUCUAACAACAGAAAAGAUGCUGUCACCAUCCCAUUUAUCAACUUCUUCUGCAGCACCUGCACCAAAGCCAGAAAAUAUCCUGAGUUCUCCACAGUGUAAAUUGAGAUUAGAUCAAGGACCAUGCCGUGUAUAUAUAAUAAAAUGGUAUUAUGAUAAGCAAGCCAAUUCCUGUGCUCAGUUUUGGUAUGGUGGCUGUGAUGGAAAUGAUAAUCGCUUUGAAACUGAAGAAGAAUGUAAGAAGACAUGUGUAUUUUUCUCUGGAGAUGUCUGAAGAAUAUUAAGAGAGCUAUGUAUCAACCAGAAAUUCACAGGACUCUUUUUAGUGCAAAAAGAGGAGUUUAUGUACGUUGUUUUAAAAUGUUGUACUUAAUAAGAGGACAAGUCACUAUCCUCAAACCGCUUAUUCUUGUGUAGUCCUAUGAAAGUCAUGGGACAGUCUAUAUCCUACUGCUGAAUUCAAAAGAUUAUAUGCCAACAGUGUUUGCUCACUUAACAGAGUUGUGUAUGCUUUGUCUAAAGUAAUACUGCACAAAACCCCCAAAAGGUUGAUCUUAUUAUGCCUCCUGACUACCAAAAAGAUCAAUGGCCCAUUCAAAAGGGCAAACAGGUACAGCAUUUCUUGUUUUACUGCAUACGUUAAUUCAUAUAUAUUCCCGACAAAGUGAGAAAUAAAAUCAGAGAUGGGAAGUCACUUUUCAGACACAGAGCAACAAGGAUUCACUCAGGAAAACUUGAUGAAGACUAUAGGGAAGCAGGAAGCUCAAAUCAAGUGUCUUGAUUUAAAAGUACUUGAUGUGGUUCAUUCCUUGGACACUCAUCUUCUCAAUACAUAUGACUGGGAGAAGGUAGUAAAAACUUACCAUUGAUACAAAACCCAGCUAGUGCAAACUUGGUUGAGUAUUAUGCACAUUCUAGAAAGGGAUUUACAGAGUUAUUUGAUUCUGAAAGCCUAUUACAGUAUUUCCUUCGUUUAACAACUCAGUACAAAAUGAAGCCUAAGGUUACUGAUAUUUUUUUUAGACUUGAGUGUAUCUAAAUCCACACAGGAUUGGACAAAUUACCAACCUGGAGUUUACUCAUCCCUCUCCAAGAAUUUUGGAAGGAGUGGAGAUUUAUCUCUCUUCAGGCCAAGUUAUGUAUUGUCUUAGAAUAUAUCUAGUUAGAUACCUAGAUAACACAUAGUUCCAACCUUAUGUAUCUAGGAAGCUGCCAGAUACUUGGUCAGCAGUUCUUAAUCUGGAGUCUAUAGGACUCCUACAGGUCCCUUAGUGGGUUUCAAGAGGUUAACAGACUGGGUGCAAAAAAUGAUUAUCAUUUACUUCCUUCCUGUUACAUUUAAUUUUUCUUGUCAUUGUGAAUUGAAAGAUAAAAACCUAUUAUUUU